This is a messenger RNA of Tetrahymena thermophila SB210, 1500 nucleotides long. RefSeq lists its product as hypothetical. NCBI's taxonomy places the organism in Eukaryota, Ciliophora, Oligohymenophorea, Hymenostomatida, Tetrahymenidae. The record is from RefSeq and is a predicted model, not a curated record. The transcript has 7 exons.
UUUUAUUAGUUUAUAUAAUUACUAAUCUUCCACUAAAUAUCAAAUUAUUACUUUAAUAGAUUUAAUAGAGAAGUAAAUAAAAUGAGUAAUAACAAUACAUAUAUUCGUAGUAGAAGACUAUAGGAAGCAGGAAAAAAUAUUGUUGGAGAUCUUUCGCCUACAAAUGACAAUUAUCGAUCAUCAAGUAAUUAUAAAACAAACCCAAUACUAAUUUAGGAAGGCGCUCCAUAUAGCCAAAGAUAAAAAACAGACUUUAGCUUAGAUUUGCAGAAUAAAUUGAAAUAAGUUAACUUAACUGAUGCUUCAAAUGGGUAUAGAAAUCAAUACACAGGUAGAAAUAAUUCAAACAGUCAAAGAAAUCACUACAAUUUGCAUGAGAAUUAAUCUGGGUCGUUCUUUCCUCCUAUAGCAACAGUAGCUAGGUCAAGCAAUGAUAAAUAUAAUUAAAAAUAAACAAGGUUGACCACUAAUGAGACCAACUCAUUAAAAAGUGAGUGCGAUUAGUUUCAAAAUUUAAUGCCAUGCCAAAAGUAGUAACAUAGAAACGAGUGUAAUGUUUGCAAAUCGAUUUCUCCAAAUAGGAGCUAACCUGGUAUAGCUGGAAAAAAUUACAAAGAUAAAAUUUUGUAGGAAGAAAAAUAAAUUUUCUAAUAACUUGAGCACAUAAGAAAUAAAAUGAGCAACAAUAAUCAGGUAUAAAGGAAAGUAGCUACACCAGUAAAUAAUGAUAAACCAAAAUAUAAAGAAAAUGGAUAAGCUACUUAACCAUUGAGGCUUGCUAAUUUAGAAUAAUAAUUUCCCUAUUAAAAUUAAAACAAUCAAAAUAAUAGAAAGGAUUAUUAAAAUACACUCAUUUCUGAUAUGCUUAAAUAAAAUUCUACAAGUAAGGCUAAUUCAAAUUAUGAAUGGGGAAUGAAAGGAUUUAGUUAAGCUUCAUCACCAAACAGAAUUCUCUCUUCUUUAAACACACUUCCAGUUUCGCCUGUAGCCAAUAGUUAAAAUCACAAUAGAUAUUAUUCUUCUGCUUAAACCUAACAUGAAACUGUUCCUUUUUCAAAAACUGUUUUUCCAAAUCACAAGAAUGGUGGUUCUAAUUUAAACGAUAGUUAAACAAACUUAGGUUAUAAUGUACAUUACAAAACAACUUAUUAACCAUAAAACUAUAAUCAUAAUAAAGUUACUUAAUUUGAAAAUCCAGUGACAAAUACAUCAAUUGAUAACUUGAAAGGUACAUUAAAAAAACGAAGGCCAUCCAUUAGAAAAAAUAGUAUUUCUAUUUAAACUUCUAUGUAAGAUACUUUGAAAAAAAAUAGCAAUACUUCCUAGAGUCAUUAAAAUAUUAAGUCAUCCAUUCAUGGAGCAAGUUAUACAGGAAUUGAUGUAUAAAAAAUAAAAUCAAGUAGAUAAAAUUGUAUAAAUUUGCUUGAUAAUCUGAAAAAACUAGUAUCUAAUAAAAAAAAUCUAUCUUAUACAACUUAGGAUUUUUUUAAGCCAUAAUGA